Molecule: messenger RNA, 706 nt
Organism: Paraglomus brasilianum
Lineage: Eukaryota; Fungi; Glomeromycota; Glomeromycetes; Paraglomerales; Paraglomeraceae
Source: the annotation of a GenBank genome assembly
UUCGCCUGCUCAGAAUGAUGACACCACAAGUUCAAAUGCUUCGCAACCUUCUAUUAAUCAACUGUCGGACGUUCCGUCCGCAGAGGUCCAAUAUACUGAUAUACGAAUUAGUUCGCCUGCUCAAAAUGAUGACACAAGUUCAAAUGCUUCACAACCUUCUAUUAGUCAACUGUCGGACGUUCCGUCCACAGAGGUUCAAUAUACUGAUAUACGGGUUAGUACGCCUGCUCAGAAGGAUGACACCACAAGUUCAAAUGCUUCGCAACCUUCUAUUAUGCAAGUGUCGGACGUUCCGUCCACAGGGGUCCAAUAUAUUGAUAUACAAGUUGGUUCGCCUGCUCGUUUUUCUAUUAGUCAAGUGUCGGACGUUCCGUGCGCAAAAGUCCAAUAUACUGAUAUACAAGUUGGUUCGCCUGCUCAGAACGAUAACACCACAAGUUCAAAUGCUUCGCGUUUUUCUAUUAGUCAAGUGUCGGAUGUUACAUCAACGGAGGUCCAAUCUACUGACAUGCAAGUUAGUUCGCCUGCUCAGAACGAUAGCACCACAAGUUCAAAUGUUUUGCAACCUUCUAUUAGUCAACUAUCGGACGUUCCAUCCACAGAUGUCCAAUAUACUGAUAUACGAGGUUCGCCUGCUCAGAACGACGACAUCACAAGUUCAAAUGCUUCGCAACCAAUUGUCAGUCACAGAGGUCCAAUAAACUGA